Molecule: messenger RNA, 1752 nt
Organism: Radiomyces spectabilis
Lineage: Eukaryota; Fungi; Mucoromycota; Mucoromycetes; Mucorales; Radiomycetaceae
Product: P-loop containing nucleoside triphosphate hydrolase protein
Exons: 9
Coding region: 234-1460 (408 amino acids)
Biological process (GO): mRNA splicing, via spliceosome
Cellular component (GO): intracellular anatomical structure; spliceosomal complex
Molecular function (GO): RNA binding
Source: RefSeq, a predicted model, not a curated record
AUUGAAGGAACGCAUGGAGCAACUUGAUUCUCCGCCUCCAUUGGCCAUUUUACCGAUCUAUUCCCAGUUGCCUGCUGAUCUACAAGCGAAAAUUUUCCAACGUUCCGAAAACAAUGCCCGAAAGGUGAUCGUUGCAACAAACAUUGCUGAAACGUCUUUAACAGGUACGAUGAGGAAGAAUGAACAAGAUGACGUUUUGAUGAGUAACUAUUCUGUGCGUAGUCGACGGUAUCAUGUAUGUUGUUGAUACUGGUUUUUGUAAGCUCAAAGUAUACAACCCAAGGAUUGGUAUGGAUGCCUUGCAAAUCACUCCUAUCAGUCAAGCAAAUGGAAAUCAGCGAAGCGGUCGUGCUGGUAGAACUGGACCUGGUGUGGCGUAUCGCUUGUAUACGGAAGAAGCGUACCGAAAUGAGAUGUUUUUCAAUACUAUUCCUGAAAUUCAGCGUACAAACUUAGCGAGUGUGGUGCUUCAGUUGAAAUCUUUGGGUGUCAAAAACCUGCUACAGUUCGAUUUCAUGGAUCCGCCUCCACAGGAAAAUAUCCUAAAUUCGAUGUAUCAACUGUGGGUACUUGGAGCGUUCGAUAACACGGGCGAAUUGACGCCUGCAGGCAGCAAAAUGAACGAAUUUCCCUUGGAUCCCUCCCUAGCCAAAAUGUUGAUUACGGCUGAAGAACAAGGAUGUACUGCCGAAGUAUUGACUAUUGUGUCAAUGCUAUCUGUGCCGUCUGUAUUUUAUCGACCGAAAGAACGUAUGGAGGAAAGCGAUGCUGCUCGAGAAAAGUUCUUUGUUCCGGAAAGUGAUCACUUGACGCUUCUGCAUGUGUACACCCAAUGGAAAUCGAAUCAUUAUCGUGAUGACUGGUGCACCAGGCAUUUUAUUCAUGCGAAAGCCAUGCGUAAAGCAAGAGAAGUUCGGUCUCAACUGAUGGAUAUCAUGAAAACCAUCAAAAUGCCUUAUGUGUCGUGCGGUACAGAUUGGGAUGUAGUGAGAAAAUGUAUCUGUUCCGCUUACUUCCAUCAAGCUGCGAGAUUGAAGGGAAUUGGUGAAUAUAUUAACUGUCGAUCUGGUAUGAAGUGUCAUCUCCAUCCAACAAGCGCUCUAUUCGGUGCUGGUUUCACACCUGACUAUGUCGUAUACCACGAGCUUAUCUUGACCUCCAAAGAAUAUAUGCAAUGUGUAACAGCUGUGGAUCCAUUCUGGUUGGCCGAAUUAGGUCCGAUGUUCUUUUCAAUUCGUGAUCGCGAUAAAAACUACGGUCAUAAGGAGAAACGAUUGGCCAAUAUUGCUACGGAAUCUAAAUUGAACAUGGAGAUGGAGAUGAAAUUAGCUCGUGAAAAAGAGCAGGAGGAAGAAUCUCGGAUAGCUCAGGCACGAUUAAACACCACAAGAGCAGCACGCAUUGCCACUCCAGGUCUGAGGGAUAUACGAACACCCCGCCGCCGAGGAUUUGGUCUAUAAUUGUUUUUCAUUGACCAUUGAAUUUGUCCAUCCACGAUCUAAUAAUCACAACAACUUGAUACAAAAUUUUUGUCUGAAUCAAAAUGAUGAAAGAAACAGAAAAAGGCAUGCAUUAUAUGGAGUCGGAUAUCGAAAGAUGAACAUAUCUUACAAUGAAUCAAUGCCACCGACUGCAUGGAAUACGUAAUACGAUAGCAGAGCUGAUAUGACAGACGAAAACAGGCAUAAUUCCUAUAACAACUGAUCAAAAUACCGUAAAUUCACAUAUUUCUCAAUAAAUAUUCUUUCGCUC